This is a messenger RNA of Durotheca rogersii, 1395 nucleotides long. RefSeq names its product transmembrane amino acid transporter protein-domain-containing protein. Gene Ontology annotation, cellular component: vacuolar membrane. Gene Ontology annotation, biological process: amino acid transmembrane transport. Bases 1 to 1395 code for a protein of 464 amino acids. Gene Ontology annotation, molecular function: amino acid transmembrane transporter activity. The transcript is spliced from 2 exons. NCBI's taxonomy places the organism in Eukaryota, Fungi, Ascomycota, Sordariomycetes, Xylariales, Xylariaceae. The record is from RefSeq and is a predicted model, not a curated record.
AUGUUAAAAUCGAAAGGAGACGAGAAGAUGCUUGAAGCAACCCGGUCCGUCCCUCGAGAGCUCCAGUCGAGCACCGAGGCUGUCGGCCAGGUCAAAGAUGUCUCCGACCUCGAGAAGCAGAAGACGGAGGCCGGGGCCGCCCACUUUAGGAGGUUGGGGUGGAAGCGACUCACCAUCGUGAUGAUUGUCGAGGCCAUCGCCCUCGGCAGUCUGAGCAUGCCCUCGGCCUUCGCGACGCUCGGCAUGGUGGGCGGGGUCCUGUGCUGCGUCGGCCUCGGCCUCAUAGCCAUCUAUACCAGCUAUGUCGUCGGCCAGGUCAAGAUAAAAUUCCCCGAGGUGCAGCACUACGCCGACGCCGGCCGCCUGAUCAUGGGCCGGUUCGGGUACGAGCUGGUCGGCGUCAUGUUCGUGCUGCAGCUCGUCUUCCUCGUCGGCUCGCACUGCCUCACGGGCACCAUCGCGCUCCUCAACCUGACCGACAACGGCGCCUGCUCGCUCGUCUUCGGCGUCGUCUCGGCCAUCGUGCUGCUGCUGCUUGCGACCCCCCCCUCGUUCGCCGAGGUCGCCAUCCUCGGCUACAUCGAUUUCGUCUCCAUCAUGGCCGCCAUCUUCGUCACCAUCAUCGCGACCGGCGUGCAGCGGACCGAGGCAGCGGUGCCGUCGAACUGGUCCGCGUGGCCCGAGGAAGGGGUCACGUUCACCAAGGCGUUCGUGGCCAUCACCAACAUCGUGUUCGCGUACUGCUUCGCCAUCUGCCAGUUCUCCUUCAUGGACGAGAUGCACACGCCCAAGGAGUUUGUCAAGUCGAUCUGGGCGCUUGGCCUGACCGAGAUCGUCGUGUACACGCUGACGGGCGCGCUGACCUACGUCUUCGUCGGCACCGAGGUCAAGUCGCCCGCGCUGCUGUCGGCGGGCCCGCUGCUGUCCAAGAUAGCGUUCGGCGUUGCGCUCCCCGUCAUAUUCAUCUCCGGGUCGAUCAACGGGACGGUGGUGGCGCGCUACAUCCAUGGGCGCAUGUACCGGGGCACGGUCACACGCUUCAUUAACACGACUAAGGGCUGGGUGACGUGGCUCUCGCUCAUCUCAGUGGUGACGCUCGUCGCGUGGGUCAUCGCCGAGUCGAUCCCCUUCUUCUCGGACCUGCUCGCCAUCUCAUCCUCCCUCUUCGUCUCCGGCUUCACCUUCUACUUCCCGGCCAUCAUGUGGUUCAUGCUCAUCCGUAAGGGCAAGUGGUACUCUCGCGAGAACCUGCUGAAGAGCGUGCUCAACGCUGUCGUCUUCGUCAUCGGCAUCGUCGUCCUCGUCGGCGGCACGUACGCCAGCAUCGUCGAUAUCAUCGACCGCUACAACCGGGGUGCAGUCCGGGGCGCGUUCACCUGCUCACCAUUCGAAUGA